AUGGAGCCAAAGCAGGAGACCGAGACCGAGGCCCAGGAACGCGACAAACUGCGCAAGAAGGUCGUCGAGGACACCGGCGGCAUCCUCAGCUACUUCUGGCCCUUGCACCCCAUACGCCUCUUCAUCGACCUCACUCUCGCCGCCCUCCGUCUCGUGCAGCCGCUCGCGCCACAGCUGGUACCCCUUGCGGUAUUCUCUGUAUCUCUCCCUCUCAUACUCUUUCUAUCUAUUGGCUCCGGGUACUGGGUGUGGAAGAGCGUCGCGGUCGGUUGGGAGACCGAGAUAUUCCUGCAAUAUGGCGACGGACCUGUGCCGUAUGCUGAAGUCAUGCUCCCCACUGUGGUUGCACAACAGCCGUACGACAUCUCGCUACACCUGAUUGUCCCCGCGAACGAAGCGAACUUCGCGCUCGGAAACUUCAUGGCCUCGCUCGCGCUUGUUACUCCCAGUAAUCGCACGCUUGCAUACGUUCGCAAGCCCGCAAUUGUACUUCCCCCAUCCGCAUCCCCUUGGGCGUUCUUGUACAAUAGGCCCGGAACGGUCGACUUGAAUAUCCCCAUGCUGAAGGACUUCACCGUGAGCACUGCACGUGCGCUCGCACGAGUAGAGCUUGGACGCAGAGACCUGUGGAAAACGCUCGGUGAGGGCCACGGGCGCGAGCUCUCCGUUUUCUCCGGGUAUAUUCGCGGCGUCGUCCUGCACCAUGGCGUUCGUGGCAUCGUGUCCCGCUUCCCGCUGGCUUCGGCGAUGGUAGCAUCUGCUGUGUUCUUCCUCAUCAUGUUUGUGGGAAUGGUCGCGUGCCUCAUGCCUGCGGUCGAGUGGCAUUUCCCCUCGGAUGUCAGCGAGCCCCCAAAGGUCGAUGACAGGCCGCGCCGGCGCCGGAGGUCCCGUCGGCGAACUGAAGGCGACGACCGGACGCCGAGGUCGAAGACGGGGACCCACAGCGAAGGCAGUGGCUCUAGAGCUAGACCGUGGGUGAGGCUGAACCUUGUGUAG
This is a messenger RNA of Trametes versicolor FP-101664 SS1, 996 nucleotides long. RefSeq lists its product as uncharacterized. The record is from RefSeq and is a predicted model, not a curated record. The transcript has 4 exons. Gene Ontology annotation, biological process: lipid droplet organization; lipid storage. NCBI's taxonomy places the organism in Eukaryota, Fungi, Basidiomycota, Agaricomycetes, Polyporales, Polyporaceae. Gene Ontology annotation, cellular component: endoplasmic reticulum membrane. Bases 1 to 996 code for a protein of 331 amino acids.